Molecule: messenger RNA, 1869 nt
Organism: Sphaerulina musiva SO2202
Lineage: Eukaryota; Fungi; Ascomycota; Dothideomycetes; Mycosphaerellales; Mycosphaerellaceae
Product: Creatinase/aminopeptidase
Exons: 2
Coding region: 1-1869 (622 amino acids)
Molecular function (GO): metalloaminopeptidase activity
Source: RefSeq, a predicted model, not a curated record
AUGGAGACGGUCAAUACCACGGAUCGCUUGCAGGCGCUCCGUCACUUGAUGAGCCAGCACAAGGUAGACCUCUACAUCGUACCCUCCCAGGACGCACACUCGUCCGAAUACAUAGCCCCCACCGAUGCACGGCGGGAGUUCAUCUCGGGCUUCUCUGGCUCGGCGGGAACAGCUAUCGUCGCCCAGGAUCGGGCGGCGCUGGCGACCGAUGGACGCUAUUUCAACCAAGCGAGCCAUCAACUCGACUCGAACUGGACCCUCCUCAAGCAAGGAUUGCAGGACGUUCCAACCUGGCAGGAGUGGACGCUAGAGCAGGCAGAGGGUGGAAAGACGGUGGGCGUGGAUCCUACCACCAUUACAGCUCCCGAGGCUCGCAAGCUGGCCGAGAAGAUCAAGAAAAAGGGCGGCAAGGGAUUGGUCGCCAUCGCAGAGAAUCUGGUCGACAAGGUCUGGGCUAAGGACAAGCCCGCACGACCCAAUGAGCCAGUGCGCGUGCUGGAGAUGCAGUAUGCCGGCAAGAAGUUCCAGGAAAAGAUCGAGGAGCUUCGAAAAGAGCUCGACAAGAAAAAGGCUGCUGGUUUCGUGGUCAGCAUGCUCGACGAGAUUGCCUGGCUUUUCAACCUUCGCGGAAGCGACAUUCCCUACAAUCCAGUUUUCUUCUCGUACGCCGUCGUCACACCGACAACAACGACGUUGUACGUGGACGAGACAAAGCUACCGGACAACGCAAAGGCCCAUCUUGCUGGCAUCCAUAUCCGACCAUACGACGAUAUCUUUUCUGAUAUUGCCACGCUUGCAGCAGAGACGCCAACGACAGAUGGCGAAGGCAAAGCAGAUGCGAUGGCGAAGAAGAAGAAGAAGUAUCUCAUAUCUACGCAAGCAUCGUGGGCUCUACAGCGCUCCCUUGGGGGCGAAGAGAAUGUGGAUGAGGUUCGGUCACCGAUAGGUGAUGCCAAAGCCAUUAAAAACACGGUCGAGCUCGAGGGCAUGCGUCAAUGCCAUAUUCGUGAUGGUGCGGCUCUCAUCGAAUACUUUGCCUGGCUCGAACAUCAGCUUGUAGUCGAAAAGGUGGAGGUCGACGAGGUCGCAGGCGCAGAUAAGCUAGAAGCAAUUCGCAGCAAGCAUGACAAGUUUGCAGGCCUGUCUUUUGAUACCAUCUCCUCCACGGGUCCCAACGCUGCCGUUAUCCACUACAAGCCGGAGCCUGGCAGCUGCUCGGUCAUUGAUCCCAAUCAGGUCUAUCUCUGCGACUCUGGUGCGCAGUACUACGACGGUACUACAGACACAACACGAACAUUACACUUCGGCACGCCAGACGCAAAGGAGAUUGAGGCAUAUACGCUAGUUCUGAAGGGCAACAUUGGCCUCGAGCUCGCCGUCUUUCCCAAGGGCACAUCCGGGCUUGCAUUGGACACGCUAGCACGUCAGUACCUGUGGCAGAACGGGUUAGAGUACCGACAUGGGACUGGGCACGGCGUCGGCAGCUUUCUGAAUGUGCACGAGGGACCGAUUGGCAUUGGCACGCGCCCACAGUACUCCGAAGUGCCGCUGUCCGUGGGCAAUGUCAUUUCCGACGAACCUGGAUAUUACGAGGAUGAAAGCUUCGGCGUCAGGAUAGAGAAUGUAAUCAUGGUGAAAGAAGUCAAGACGAAGUACAACUUUGGCGACAAGGCGUACUUUGGCUUCGAGCAUGUCACAAUGGUUCCGCAUUGUCGCAGACUGACGGAUAUCUCGAUGCUGACGAAGAUUGAGCUCGAUUACAUCAACGCCUACCACAAGGAAGUGUGGGAGAAGACGAGCCCGUUCUUCAAAAACGAUGAACGGACGCUCAAGUGGCUAGAGAGGGAGUGCCAGCCAUAUGAGCAGUAA